AAGACAAAACGUAGCCACAGAAACACACUACAACUUUUGCUGCUACCUACCACUUCUACAAACCCUUCACACAAAGGGGUUUUGUAGUCAUUACAAUCACUAACCCAUCAUCGUUUCAGCGUAAUGGUACCGGAAAGACAACACGGCGGUGGUGGUGGAGGAGGAGGUGCGCCCCACGGGAUCCUCCUGGCGGUGGUAGUGGCAAUCGUGGUCUUAGUGCCCUUUCUGGUUGGGGAUCAGGGCGAGGCCAUAACCGAAGCAAUCUCUGAGCUUCUAAGCCCAUUGGGCCUCCUCCUUCUUCCCAUCCUUCUCCUUCUCACCAUUCAGUUCCUCUCCUCCGACCGCGGCUCCUUUGUCUCCGCCCUCUUCUCCACCGGCGAGCCCGACACCAUCCACCGGGUCAGCGGUUCCCCCGUCGGCGUCGCACUCCUCCUCCUCCUCAUUCUCUUCCUCCUCUACAACCGCUUUUCCAUCUUCGGUGGCGACGAUUCCGAUGACUGAAAAUCAAAUCAUUUAAAAGAAAAGGUUCCCUUCGAACAUUCCGGAUCUGCGAUGAUAGUGUUGUAUAUGUACGUACAUGUAUGUACCUAUUCUUUUUCAAUCGAAUCUAUGGAUUUAAUUGGGAUGAUGGAAGUUAAUUAAAGUCAUAGUUGCGACAUUAUUGCGCUAAUUA
Messenger RNA from Vigna angularis (adzuki bean), 673 nucleotides. RefSeq lists its product as uncharacterized. The transcript has a single exon. The record is from RefSeq and is a predicted model, not a curated record. The coding region runs from base 124 to 501 and encodes 125 amino acids. Lineage: Eukaryota; Viridiplantae; Streptophyta; Magnoliopsida; Fabales; Fabaceae.